GCUCAAGUCUGUUGUUCUCUCCUACAGAGUCGUAUUCUUACUAUGGAGACUAACAGCAAUAAAAAUAGUGACAAAUCUCAAUUCUAAAUACCAAACAACGAACAUGGCUGCUUUAAGGAAAAACAAAUCUCCUGUAAUGACCGCUGCCGUAAGCUGCUCCCGCUUACGGCAGGUCCAGGCUCUGCUAAGGGAUGAUGUUAAAACAGCUCCAGAUGGCAUCCUUUGCUCCCUGGGUAUUGACAGCCGCUACAAUGAAGGCUGCAGCGAGCUGGCCAGCUACCUUUUCUGUGGCUUGUAUAAACACAACCAUUUUGACAUGGAUCAGAUUCCAGAGGACUUCCCAGAGGAAGUUUUGGAUGAUGUGAUCAUCCUUAUUAAGACAGAGUGUGUCCAUCUGUACUGCAACCCAGUGAAUUAUGGGUACUUGCUUCCCUAUGUAUCUCACUGGAGGAAUCUCCACCUCCAUUGUCUGACUGAGACAGAGUAUGAGGAUGAAGAGGUUGCAGAGGAAUUUAAGAUCUCAAGUUUUGUGUCCAUGGUUCAAGACUGCCAUUGUAUUGGAAUCCCCUACAGUUCACAUGACCAAGUUCAGAAGUUUGACAUGUUUAUGUUGGAGAAGUGGCCCAUCAUUCAGGCAUUUGCCUUGGAAGGAAUCGGAGCUGGAGGGUUUUUCACCAUGAAAUAUAAGCUCACAGAUGUAAGUCAGAGACUCUGGCAAAUCUACAGCAGAUUGGACCCAGUGUCUCUAGACUGCCUUCUCAAUGAGGACCUUCAGCUGUUCGAAAGACAGUGGAGCUGUCUGUUCUCCAGUAUGGAAAUUGAGAGUGCACUGUCCAUGCAGGAGCUGUCAGAGGCCCAAGUUGCAGAGCCUUUCAGAACAUAUUAUUCACAUGGUCUUAUUUCCAGCAAUAUCACAGACAAGAGUAAAAGCAGGCAGCCAUUCGUUUUGUUUGGGAGUCACUCUACUAAGGAAGAUCUGGAGAACUACUGUUUCACCUUUCCCUCUGAAGGCCACCAUGUCCGCAACACAAGCCCUGCUGGGGGUGUUGCAAAACACAUGCUGCUGCAAUGUGUGGCUCCUAAAGGGCCACUAGCCUGCGCUCGAACCUAUUUCUUUGGAAGCACACAUGUCCCAUACUUGGGAAAUGACAAUACCCAGCAGAAGAGCACAGAUCUCCAGCUGCUUUCACAUAUCUACUCAGCUGCGGUUCAGUCUGUACUGGCAGGAAUCAAAUGUUUCUCUAUCAACUCCAGUGCUAGAAAGGCAAAGGAUGUAGCAGAACAAACGUUUCAGCUGGCCUUGGACAAUUUUGGGUUGAUUCAGUACAAGGGAGCUCUCAGGUCCAAAGCUGUGUUUAGCAUACAGGCUGUCAAUAAUGAGGGAACAAUCAUUCCCCUCAGUGAUGAGGACAGUCGCUUUCUGGUAAAAAAGGCAUCCAUGAUAGUGUAUGAUAUCCCAGAUCCCCAGUGUGGAGGAAACCUAGGAUCAAUAGUUUUCUCUGAAUCCUUUCUAGAGUCCAGCGUUUACAUUCAGCAGAGAGAUGGCGCCCUUUCCUCUGAUAGCUGUUUCACUGUGCUCACCUCCUCAGUUCCUCGCUAUGUCUGCUGGCUGGUAGAUGAGGCUGAUGUGCGAAUGUCUGAACAGGCUCAGCAUCUGCUUAAGAAAGAGGAUGGUACGUGUUUGGGCAUUCCUCUUACAGUGAGAGACUCUGCCUACAUGUUCUCCAACAGCCUGCUCUCUACACCGGAGGAAGGGAAGCUGGUGUUUUUCUCUGAGGGUAUCCUGUUUGUACAUCCACAUUAUGGCUCCAUCACACUUUCUAUGAGUCACAUCAACACAAUUAAACUCUAUGAUGGGGGCUCUCUGUCUGAUAUUUCAGUGCUGUUCAUCGAGUAUCAGACCUCUCUGCUUCGACACCUUCCAUUCCCUUUACACAGCAAUGAGCUCUCUCUGGCCAUCGCUGUACUUCCCAGAACCAAGAGCUACAAAAGCUUCUAUUCACAGGUCCUGCCAGCUUGGCAUAAGUCAGACUCUGGACUGAGAGUGCAGCACGUCCUCCAUGAUCAGCUGAGCCCUGAGCACAAGAGCAUGUACUUCAGGCUGUUUAAGCUUCAUGAAACACAUUCUCCAGCGGCAAACAGCCACAGAGCUGUUCUGAAGACUGCUUAUCCACAGCUGCCAGAGCAGGACAGGUUUCUACAGCAUUUUGCCAUCAGCAGUAGCGUGGGAGAAGAGUCUGUCUGUAGCGACCACUUGUCUACUGUGUUUUCAGACACCGUACCUGAAAACACCAUACCUGAAUCCAACAAAAAGGUGGUCCUCACUAUCAUUUCAGGCUUGCCGGGCAGUCAUAAGGAGAAUCUGUGUGAUUUCUUGAUGGAAGUGAAUCAAAAUAGCACCAGGUGGGAGGUGUUUUGCCCUUCUCUGGAGGGCUCUGAGGAUUUCAGUGCAUCACACCUUCAGCGGUUCCUGAGCAGUCUUCUGGCCAAACAGAGGGACACAGAUCUGAACUCAUCCAGAGUUCUGCUGCUUAUACCAGGGUACACUGAUGUGCUGGAUGUAAUCCAGGCAAUCACGGCUCAUCCAGACCCACAGGUUCACAGCCAAGUGACAGUGGGUGCCGUCUCAGCCUGUGUCAACCCACUCACAUCCUUCAUCAAACACAGGCUUCUCUUCCCCAAACUCCUGGAACAGUGCAGUCAGGGUGUUGUCAGCAAUGUUGUCUUCACGGGUUUGACUACUGAGCAGAAGCACCCACUUCUCAAACACAUGCAGCAGCUGAUCCGUGCAGCCAAUCCCAGAACUGCAUUUAUCUUAGCAGAAAAAGGGGUGGUUCGAAGGACUGAAGAUAUAAGUCUUAUUCUGGAUGUCAGCAAUUUCUCACAGUCUCAUAUGAUCAAUGCACGAUACCUUCUGUAUCCUGGCUGGUGGGAGGGCCGGUUUGUGUCUGGAAGUGGAACUUUAUCUAUUUCUCAGCAUCGUAUUGAGUUCAGUCGUCCAUUAGAGAGAGCGUUAUUUCUGCAGCGCUGCAAAGCUCUGAAGUCCUCUCUCAAACCUAGCCCUUUCACUGGAAACAUCUAUCACAUCAGUGGGAAAGUGCUGUUCUCUGGUAGGGCAAUCUGUUUUCAUCAUCUCCUGCUAGAUCUGCGUUUGUUUUAUGAGAAAUACAGUGUGACAUAGUCAAGUAUCAACUAAGAUUGUUUAUAAAUAUAUAUUGUUUGAUUCCAGGAUGUCUCUUGCUCUGGUUUUGUCUGUGUAGUUAAUGUAUGAUUUUCCUAUGAGAAGUAGUAGGCAGGGGGCCUGUGGGGUAACGCCACACGGUAGGACUCUCACCUCUGAAUCCUCAAAGUGAUGUGGCCUGCACACAUCUAUUCUCACUUUUUUUUCUCAGUCGUUUCUUCUUGUGGUCACGUUUUUUGGAGGUUUUUUUUUUUUUGGACUGUCCUCUGUUCCUUUGAAUCUUUGGUGUAGUUGCAUGGAGAGAGUGGGCAGAUUGACAGAAUGGAGAGAGCUGAGUGAUUUAAUAGUGCCUGAGUUACAGCACGCUAGAUAGUGUAGUUAAUUUAGGACCCGUACAGUUUGAACACCAUCUGUGAUGCCUAGUUAUCCCCAUUAAUCAUCUGUGUUUUGUUAUGGAAAUCUUUUCUAUAUAUAUAAAUAUAUCUUCUUCUUUUUUUUGGUGCCUACGUUUGGUUUGUUGUGUGAAGUUUUUGUAACAUUUUCUUAACAUUCAGUGCAUUGUGUUCAGUUGUUUUCAAGUUUGACUCCUUGCUUGUUUGUAGAGUGCAGAGUUGUAGUCAACACUGCAGAAGAGUGAUUGAUGGGAUGGAUGGCUGUUGGCACGCCAUGCUAGACAUAGCUCCGUCUGAUGACAUGUUUGAUAAAUUAGUGUGCAGCAUGUUGGACUCAGUGUGUGUGUGUGUGUGUGUGUGUGUGUGUGUGUAUAUAUCUGACUGCAUUUGGUGUCUGUUUUCACUGCAGACAAUGACAGACAGAUGGAGGUAAACUGUAACUCUAUCAGUGGGAAUGUGACCGUUGCCCCCGAUCAGGGGACUCACCAUGGCCCGCGGACAACAAACAACUGUUAUCUAAUGUUUCACGGAGUGGGGCUCACCCAG
Molecule: messenger RNA, 4119 nt
Organism: Rhinichthys klamathensis goyatoka
Lineage: Eukaryota; Metazoa; Chordata; Actinopteri; Cypriniformes; Leuciscidae
Gene: dnaaf9
Product: dynein axonemal assembly factor 9
Exons: 33
Coding region: 104-3181 (1025 amino acids)
Source: RefSeq, a predicted model, not a curated record